CGGGCGGAAGUGCGGAGCGCACGGCGUAAGCGGCGACGCAGGCGGAAGCGGCGGCUCAGGGUGAUGUGCCCCUGAGCGGCAGUGGACUUGAACCAGCAGGAGUCACCAUCUUUAUUGUUCGGCUGUGCAAUUUGUUUUAGGCACAUUCUAAAUCCAGUCUUAUGCCUCUUGCUUUUUUUUUUUUAUGUGACAAAGAACUAAGUGGACUCCAGUGUUCAGAAUUUUAGCCUGAAUGUCUUAGUUCUGCCUAGGAGAGUUCCUCUGUACAACUGUUUCCCAUCCUCGCAGAGGGGCAUAGAUCUCAUGACCUUCAGCUGGGGACUUGUGCUGCUUACUUAUGGCUGGGUGUUGGUGAAUGCUUGCUAAUAAGAUAAGCUAUCUCAGAGAGUAAAAUUCAUCUCAGGAAAGUCCACAUUUUAGGGGAUCAUCAGGAUGCUGGCAAAAUCUGCAGAAGCAAGAUGCUCUGGUUUCAAGGAAACAGCAUACAAUUUGCCAAGUACUCCUUUAGACUCUUCCUGAGAAAUCACUCUGCCUCUAGGACUAUUCUGCCUGUGCUGACCUUAUUCACAAAGAAUCCAUGUCCCCUUUGUGAUGAAGCUAAGGAAGUGCUGGAGCCUUAUAAAAACAGGUUUAUUUUACAGGAGGUGGACAUCACACUUCCAGAAAACUCUGUUUGGUAUGAGAGGUAUAAAUUUGACAUCCCCGUCUUUCAUUUGAAUGGCGAGUUUCUGAUGAUGCAUCGAGUAAACAUCUCAAAACUUGAAAAACAGCUCCAGAAACUUGAGCAGCAAGGUACUGGAGGCUGAUGAAAGCCCUCGUGAUU
Molecule: messenger RNA, 823 nt
Organism: Myotis lucifugus (little brown bat)
Lineage: Eukaryota; Metazoa; Chordata; Mammalia; Chiroptera; Vespertilionidae
Gene: CUNH5orf63
Product: chromosome unknown C5orf63 homolog
Exons: 7
Coding region: 459-806 (115 amino acids)
Source: RefSeq, a predicted model, not a curated record